Molecule: messenger RNA, 3557 nt
Organism: Anthonomus grandis grandis
Lineage: Eukaryota; Metazoa; Arthropoda; Insecta; Coleoptera; Curculionidae
Product: protein transport protein Sec24C
Exons: 3
Coding region: 135-3350 (1071 amino acids)
Biological process (GO): COPII-coated vesicle cargo loading; intracellular protein transport; endoplasmic reticulum to Golgi vesicle-mediated transport
Cellular component (GO): endoplasmic reticulum exit site; COPII vesicle coat
Molecular function (GO): zinc ion binding; SNARE binding
Source: RefSeq, a predicted model, not a curated record
ACUUUAAACGUCAAACGUGACAGCUGCUGUUGUCCCCGUAAAUGCCCGUGUAACCUUACGUGGCAUAAACGUUCAGUUUUCUCGUAUUUUUGUUGUGUUUUGAGGCAGUUUUUUCGCGAAAUAAUAAGUGAGUGAUGAAUCCGCAAUACCUGCCGCCCCAGCCGGGCAACUUUAACCCGCCGUCAAACGGUUACUCGCCGCGCAACACGAACCCCAAUUUGCCCCCUCAGAAAAACGGCCCCAGUCCCGGAUUAUUGGGAAACGCGAACUCCCCGGGGGUCCCGAACAUGCCCCCGGUCCCUGGCUACAAUCCCCAGGGCAUGCCACCCAAAACACUGCCCUUUAUGCCACCGAAAGGACCCACACAACAACCACCAUAUUUAGGUCAACCUGAGAGUGUAAACAACAAUUUAGGACCGCCCCAUGGCUAUGUAAACAAUGCUCCUCCAAAACCCGGACCUCCAGGUCAGUUUAACCCCAAUUUAGGCCCUCCUCAAGGCAACUUACCCCCACAAACUACUGGGCUAAAUCAACCUCAUAUAGCCCAAACACAACCUGGCAUGCCCCCAAUGCCUCAAAAACCUUCUGGUAUGCCUCCCAUGCCCCAAACACAACCUGGUAUGCCCCCAAUGCCCCAAAAACAACCUGGCAUGCCUCUAAUGCCCCAAACACAACCUGGUAUGCCCCCAAUGCCUCAGGCACAUCCAGGUAUGCCCCCAAUCCCUCAGUCACAACCGGGAAUGCCCCAAAACUAUCCGGGGAUGCCUCCAACACAACCUGGCAUAUCCUCAAGACAAAAUGAAAUGCCCCCAAUGAUGCCUCCUCCAGGUCCUGGGCAAUUUCCUCAGCAAAACAGGAUGCCCAUGGACCAGAUGUCUAAUCAGAUGCAAAAUAUGUCGUUGAGGGGUCCACCGGGACCGGGGUAUAUGGGGCAGCCUCCCGUGAGGCCCAUGCAUCAAGGGGCUCCGGGGUAUCCACAGCCCGGCAUGAAUUAUGGGCAGCCACAGCAGCAGCAGCAGCAGAAGAGGUUGGAUCCCGAUCAAAUGCCAAGUCCAAUUCAGGUCAUCCAAGAUGACCAAGCCACCAGGAGUGGGCUAUUUGUGACCAACCAGAAGGGGCUGGUGCCUCCCCUGGUGACCACCAAUUUCACAGUUCAGGAUCAGGGUAAUGCCAGCCCGAGGUUUAUGAGGUCCACCAUGUAUAAUGUCCCAAUUACACAAGACACCAUGAAGCAAACUGCGGUGCCCUUCAGCUUGGUCAUAAGCCCCAUGGCCAAGUUGGGUAAAGACGAGUUUGCCCCGCCGAUUGUCAAUUUUGGGGAGUUGGGGCCUGUGAGGUGUAUCAGAUGUAAGGCCUACAUGUGCCCUUACAUGCAAUUCAUCGACUCAGGACGUCGUUUCCAAUGUUUGUUCUGUAAAGCGACCGCGGACGUGCCUGCGGAAUAUUUCCAGCACCUGGACCACACCGGACAGCGCAUGGACAAAUACGAACGUCCCGAACUCGUCCUGGGAACGUACGAAUUCGUCGCGACCGCGGACUAUUGUCGUAAUAACACCCUCCCCAAGCCUCCCGCGAUCGUUUUCGUCAUAGACGUCUCUUAUAAUAACAUUAAGUCGGGUCUCGUUAAUUUACUGUGCGCGCGCAUGAAGGAGAUCAUCCAGAACCUCCCGGUGGACCAGAACAUGGAGAAGAGCAACAUGAAAGUCGGCUUCAUCACUUACAACAGCUCGGUCCAUUUUUAUAACAUCAAAGGGACAUUGGCGGGGCCCCAAAUGAUGGUCGUGGGUGAUACCCAGGAGAUGUUCAUGCCCUUAUUGGACGGGUUCUUGUGUACUCCUGAGGAGAGCGAGGCGGUCAUCGACGCCCUCAUGGAGCAGAUCCCCCAAAUGUUCCGGGACACCAAGGAGACGGAAAUCGUCCUUUUGCCGGCGAUCCAGGCAGGAUUGGAAGCCUUAAGGGCGUCGGAAACUGUCGGGAAGUUGCUGGUGUUCCACUCGUCGCUGCCUACGGCAGAGUGUCCCGGGAAGCUUAAGAACCGGGACGACCGCAAGUUGCUUGGGACGGACAAGGAGCGCACCGUAUUGACCCCCCAGACGCAGGCGUACAACCAGCUGGGACAGGACUGCGUGUCCGCCGGUUGCUCGGUUGAUUUGUUCGUGUUAAAUAAUUCUUUUAUCGAUUUGGCCACGAUCGGGCAAGUUUCCCGGCUCACCGGCGGGGACAUUUUCAAGUACACGUACUUCCAAGCGGAUAUCGACGGGGAUCGGUUGAUUAACGACGUCAUAAUGGAUAUAAGUCGCCCCGUUGCUUUCGACGGGGUGAUGCGCGUGAGGACGAGUACCGGGGUGCGCCCCACCGACUUUUAUGGAUACUUUUUCAUGUCGAACACCACCGACAUGGAGUUGGCCGCCAUCGAUUGCGACAAAGGGGUGGCAAUAGAGAUAAAACAUGACGAUAAGUUGAGCGAGGAGGAGGGGGUGUACGUGCAGGCGGCCCUACUGUACACCUCCUGCUCCGGACAGAGGCGUUUGCGCAUCAUGAACUUGUCGCUCAAGACCUGCUCCCAGAUGGCCGAUUUGUAUCGCAGCUGCGACCUGGACACUUUAAUCAACUAUUUAGCGAAGCAAGCGACUUUUAAACUGUUGGAGCACAAUCCCAAGCAGGUCAAAGAGAACUUGGUGAACCGGGCUGCGCAGAUCUUGGCCACUUACAGGAAACACUGCGCGACCCCCAGCAGCGCCGGUCAACUGAUCCUGCCCGAGUGCAUGAAACUUUUGCCCCUCUACGUCAGUUGUUUGUUAAAAAGCGACGCGAUUUCCGGAGGCAGUGACAUGACCAUUGACGAUCGCGCUUUCGCCAUGCAGAUGGUCCUCACGAUGGACGUCGGGACUUCCGUGAACUAUUUCUAUCCUCGUCUGGUGCCCGUGCACGAUUUGAAUCCGGAAAAAGUGGAAAUCCCGCCUCCGGUGCGUUGCACCUCGGAGAAAAUGUCCGAUCAAGGGGUGUAUCUGUUGGAGAACGGGGUGCAUAUGUUCUUGUGGUUGGGAGCGGGGGCCAGUGGGGAGUUCGUGCAGGGCGUCUUUGGAGUGCCCACGGCCCUGCAGGUGGAUGUCGAGAGGCCGCAUCUGCCCGAGCUGGAUAAUCCGUUGAGUGAGGCCUUGAGGAGGAUCGUGGAGGAGAUUAGGAGGGAGAGGCACAGGCAUAUGCGGCUCACGAUCGUGAGGCAACGGGAGAAGUUGGAGCCGGUGUUCAAGCACUUUUUGGUGGAGGAUCGCGGUACGGACGGGUCGGCGAGCUACGUCGAUUUCUUGUGUCAUAUGCAUAAAGAGAUUCGGAAUUUGUUGAGUUAGAGACUGUUCAUCGGGGGUUCAUCGUUUCUCAUUUUAGAGUAGGUCGUCUUUUAUCGUUUAAAAUGCAUUUAUCGGAUGAUUCUUUUUUUGUUUGAAGACGUCGGUAUGUUAUUUAUCGUUUUAAUUAUUUUUUUUUUAAUUAGUUUAGUCUGUUUUGUAUAUAUAUCCAUGCAACUUUCCAUACUAAUAUAUUUUUAUUUUCACUGA